GCAAGGCAGGACCAAUAUAGAUGUUCCGCUCGUGAUGUUAAAUUGCAGGCGCAAAUAUGCUCCGAUUUCAGAAUGAGUUGGAGCACAGUUGAAAAGUUAAGGCGCUGACUAUAUAAUCGACUAAUUACAAAAAUAAAUUCAGUACUUUUCAAUGCGUGAGAGCGUGAGAAGUGGGUCAAUGCGUGUAUUUCACGACCAAUGCGUGAGAGUUGGCAACUCUGGUUCUACGCUAUACAAGUAAAGUGGUCAGUCCUGUCGGGAGAGUAGAGCUAUUCCUUUCGGUUCACACUUAUUUUUCUAUCAGGCUUAAGUGAUGAGGACCCUAAGGACUAGAAACACAGUCUUGGGAACAGGAUCCACUGAGCCAAACUCUUCAGUGGAACACAGUGGAAAGACAACAUCAGAUGGAAGAAAGUUUAAACCUUUAACAUUGCCCCGGAUCCUAAGAAGGAAUUCCAAGAGUAACACCAACAUCACUGCUCCAGAUGUCCCCAACACAUCCAGUGUUAUUGCUGCCCCUCUGGAGGAGUUGUUGACUUUUGAGCAGAACCUUGAGAGAAAUUGCCUGUCUGCUGCUGGCCAACAGCUGAUUGAGAGAGAGGAGCGUCUAUAUGGACAGAUCUCAGAAGAGGUGGUUCAGUCGACCACGGAGUGGGAGAAGGAGGAAGAGCAGUUCACCAGAGAUCACAAAGCCCUCCUCAGCCAAAUAGACCUGGCUGUAAAGAGUUCUUUCAGUCCAGAUGAAGGCAGUCUUGAGGCUCUGAAGUCUGCAGUGAAAGCUAUCCUACAGGAGGAGGAGCAGGAUAGGCGAUGGCUGAAUCAGGUGGGUAAACAGCCUGCCUGGAGGCCCAGUGAGUGUAGACGUCACCACAACACUGUCCUCCAGAGCCUGGUGGAGGAGCGUAUGGACAAUGCCGAAUUGCCUCCUGAAGAGAGCAACAAGCUACGCUCCUCCCUGCAGAGGGAUGUCUGUGGGAAGGGCAGGCGGCUGCAGGAGGACCUGCUGAGGGUGGUGAAGGAUGUGAAGGGCUGCUACCCAGAGGACAUGGAUAUCUGCAACUUCUAUGGAAAGAUGUAUCACCAAGCCUUCAGCGCAGGGAUGAGGAAUAUUGAAGAGUAUGGGCUGGGCAUGGAUGACUGCUCUUACCUCCUGUAUUGGGUGAAUGUUGCCUACCCAGAAAUUCUACAAAAUCCGGAACUGACCAAGGAGAUUAACCCUGAAAUGUUAGGAAAGCUGUUGACUGAGGAGUUGACAACACCAUUGGAGAAUCAAUGUCUUACUCACAAAGAGACAGAGGUGCAGACAUUGAUCAACAAAGUGCUGAUGGUGGAGGAGCAAGCCUGGAUGGAGGGGUCUGUGCCUGAGCUCAGAGAUGACUGUUACUUUAGCCCCUUGGCCAUCGACGUAAUUCAGUUUAUUAAUGCUGCAGUGAAAUCGAUAGAGACAGUUUUGGGAGCCAUGUCCAAAGUCCAGAUAAUUGUGUGCCUAUUGAAGGACUUCUUGAAUAGCUAUAAGAAAUUCCAGGAGAAAGUUCUCAAGGGAAGCAACAAUGGAAACAGCAGAACUGUGAUAAUGGCCAAUCUUGCCUGUGUUGAACAAUUUAGGGACUAUAUUGUAAACAAAGCCGAUAUCUUCCCAGUGGAUGUAAAGGAAUGCUGUCUGUCCAUAGUAGCUGAAAUGAAAAACAUUGGCUACACAUUUUUAACAAGCCCUAUACACAAGGAUCUCAAGUCUCAGUACAGAGAUCUGGGGACGCCUGUCUGGUUGGAGAAGAAGAAACAGGUGUUUGAGAAGCUGUUUGAAGGAAUUAACAAACACACCCAGGAUCUUAAGGGCUUGACUGACUCCUGUCAUCAGGAGCUGCUGAGCCAGCUGCACUUGGAGGUGACAGUGGAGUAUGUGAGGAGGCUACUGAAGAGGAAGAUCAAGCUGAGAGACAAAGAGAUGCAGGAGCAGGCGGCCAGGUCGGUGUGUGAGGAUGGCCAGAGACUACACAAACUGUUCACUGAAGCGGGUUCCAGGGAGGAGUGGCUAAGUGACAUCCUUCCCAAGAUUGCUGAAGUGCUGAAACUCCAAGACAUUUCCUCCAUACAGCUGGAGAUAGUGACUCUGAGUCAAGCUUACCCUGAUCUCAGUGAAUUCCAGGUGUCCGCCCUGCUUAGCCUCAAAUCCAACCUUUCUGCCUCUGCCGUGAGGAGGGUAAAGAAGACCCUCCUGGACAACCAGGACACCACCAGCUCCCAGGAUGUCCCAUCUUUUUUCUCCAAGGUACAGGUCAAAUGAGUGUUGAAUACUCUUAAUGGGUCACGUCUGCAAUGCUCUUGUAAGGAAAGUACCCUAAAGAGGGGACUAGCGUGGUUCUGGUUCCGGUUCUGACUGAAAUGUUCGCUUAUAAAUUGUUCUGUGGACACCAUAGAUUGAAAUAGCAUGCAUUCAGCGAUAGCCCUAGAUUUCACGGACUCGGGACUAUAUAUCUUCCACCUGUAUACCUCAGGCUGUGAAAUCUGACAUCACUUGAAGCUGGGAUGUCCUGCCUACCAUUUCAUUCACUCUUCCAACUCUCCAUCAACUCCUGGCUGAAUGCUAGGUAACAGCCGUUGACAAAGCACAUGCCUGCAAUCCUUAGAUCCUAGCGUAGCAGGAGAUAAUGGUUUCAUCAAAGUCAUCAACAAUAAUUCAGAGAUUUUAAAUAAAUGUUUUUUCUGUUUGCCAUAGACAGACAAGAUUAAUAUGAGAAGAAUGGCCAGUUCAUAAUGAGUAGAGAAUAUGCACCUUUUCUCUAACAUCAAACAUGUAUUUGACAGUUAUUCAAGUCUCAUUCAUACAUUUGUGUAGAAUAGCAAAUGCAUCAUAAAAUAUUGAAUAUGUGUAUCAUAUUUGUACUGUGUACUUGAGCGUGUGUCCUCGAAAGUGACUACACCUCAGCAAUAUUUUUUUUUAAAUACCAGAAAGGUGGGAUUUUAAUCUUUCUUGGGGUAUUCUGCAUUACAAAUGAUUGUUUAUUGCCAUCUCAUUAUAAAUAAUUACUUGUGGGUACAUAGAUUAUAAUUUAGAUGACAUUUUCCCUUGAACCACAUUAACAGCCUUGUCGUUUACAGGAUAGCAUUUCAAGUGAGUCAGGCUGCCAAUUCUUCCAGGUUAAUGUCCCUAUAUCCCCUGGAAGACUGUCAGUUUUGAUAAUAGGUUGUGAUAAGGAUUUAAGGGAAACACCAUUCUUUGAUAUCCCCUGGGAUACCAUUGAGGAAGCAUACCAUUGAGGAAGCAUGUUGUGUAUGGGACUGUCCAUUGUGAAUUACUGUACAUUUUGGAAUUUCCAAUAUCCGAGUACUACUCUCACAACCCAAAAAGACUGUUAGGGGAUUUCCCUUCUCAGCGGAAGCACAAUAACUGAUAGCCUUACUGCCGUUGUCUCCAUCUACAGGGCACUAUUGGUUCUAAGUCUUUCCAUUAGGCAUUUUUGAUGAGGAUUAAAACCACUUGACCUGAAAAUGAAAAACUUUGGGCAGUUUUAAUUCCAAUUUCUCUUAAGAGUAAAUAAUAACUUGCCAUAUAGUACCUUUUAAAAAGUUGACAAAGACAUGUAAACAGAGCUCCAAAUAUUGUGCAGUAGAGUGAGAACCUGAUGGUCAUGUUGUUUAGAAUGGGGGUCGUUAUUGUCCUCUACCUGAGACUUCCCAGUUCCCACACUCAGCAGCAAAAAAGGCAGCCAUACCAGGCUGCAGACCUGGUUUGGGACAGGAAAAUGGAGUACACUUCUUGGCUUGCCUCCAGAACUUCCCAGGUCUGUCUCUGUGACAGUCCUCCCUUCCAAUGCAGCAGGGUAGGCAGGUGCUCCAUAGUACUACAACAGAGGUAAACAUGUAACAAGCUAAUCCCUAUGGAGUAAAUUAGUCAGUGCUGUGGAUCAUGCAAACUUUGGAAACCCUGUGGUAUACUCAUCUGUGUGAAGUGGGGCUGUUUAACUUUGUACUUUUGCUUCUUAAUGAUUGUAUGUUGUAUUUUGCAUGUUGAAUUAUUUAUGUAAUAAAAAUAGCAAUUAAUUACAUGUAUGUGAGGCACCUCUGUGUAGUUGACAUUUCUCAAUGUCUCCUUCAUGGAUUCAACAAUUAUGUGGUUAUUUAGUAUUUUCUGCCUUACUCAAGGAUUUCCCUUCAAUUGGUUAGUCAAUGAUUCCAAGUCAUUCUGUCAAUUAAAAUGGAAAGUAUACACUCUAA
Messenger RNA from Oncorhynchus mykiss (rainbow trout), 4215 nucleotides. RefSeq names its product tumor necrosis factor alpha-induced protein 2. Gene Ontology annotation, molecular function: SNARE binding. Gene Ontology annotation, biological process: exocyst localization; exocytosis. NCBI's taxonomy places the organism in Eukaryota, Metazoa, Chordata, Actinopteri, Salmoniformes, Salmonidae. Gene Ontology annotation, cellular component: exocyst. The record is from RefSeq and is a predicted model, not a curated record.